GGGAGGGAGGGGCAGAUGCCCGCCCUCGCGGCCCCCAACCGACACCCCCCACCCCCGCAACCACUUCCAGGUCAAGCGGCGCGCGCGGCAGCUUCCGGCAGGCAGCGGCUGGGGCGGCGCGCGGCCGCCGCGAGCGCCGCGGGGGCUCCGCCACGGCAGAAGAUGUUUGUGCACUUGUGGGGGUUCCUGUACAGCCACUAUUUUCGGUUUUGGCUGAAAUGGAUCUUGCGGCUGCUCACUCGGAAGUGUGAGUUACAGCGUAUCCUCGACGGGUCGAAGGAAGGCGCGCGGAGGACGCUAAGCAUAGAACACUCACUAGACUCAUCAAAGAGUAAGGUUUUAAGAAAUGCUGUACAUGUUGAUGAAGCUGAAGUGGAAAAGUGUGUUAGAGAUGUAAUGAAAGAAAAGAAAAUUGAACAGAAGAAUACAGGGUUUAAGAUAAACCUGCAUAUAUGCUUGCUGCAGAUAUCAGGAUAUAAGAAACUUUAUUUGAAUGUGGAAAGUCUGAGAAAGGUCCCUUAUGAUGCAGAUAAUGAAGAACAUGAGGAACAGUUAAUUGAGCUUUGGAAUUUGCUGAUGCCUCAUGAGAAUCUGAAGGCCAGGAUCACCAAGCAGUGGUGUGACAUUGGUUUCCAAGGUGAUGAUCCCAAAACAGACUUCAGAGGAAUGGGCAUGCUGGGAUUAGUGAAUCUGGUCUUUUUUAGUAAACAUUACACCAGUGAAGCUCGUCAGAUUCUUUCUCGUUCAAAUCACCCAAAGCUGGGAUAUUCUUAUGCAAUAGUGGGAAUCAAUCUGACAGAAAUGGCAUACAGCUUGCUUAAGAAUGGUGCUCUAAAGUCUCAUCUGUACAACACGGUCUCUGGAUUGCCACAAAUGGAAGACUUCCAUCAGUUCUACUGUUAUCUGGUUUAUGAGUUUGACAAGUUCUGGUUUGAAGAAGAACCAGAAAGCAUUAUGCACUUCAACCAGUACAGAGAGAAAUUCCAUGAAAAAGUUAAGGGACUCCUACUGGAUUAUGAUGUCAUACUAACCUUAAAAAAUACAAAGAAACCUUAACCUCCUCUGCAGUCUAUCAGAUUCUGCAUCAAAAAUGGAAUUAUGCAUUUGGAUGGAAGUUUUGCAUGUUUCGCCAAAAACUGUUUAACAAAGGAACUUUUUUUUACAUCUUAAAAAAAAAUCAAAACUGCAAUUAAGAAAGCUUGGACAAUCAACCUCUGUUUACAGCUCUUUAUAUGCUAUUCUCCAAAGGACUGCUUUUUUGUUUGUUUUAAAGCAUAAUCCACAAGUCUAAAGAUCCUCUGGAUCACUUGCUCUCAUAAUUUCUUUUAUACUUCUUGGUGCGGGAACAUGAAGCAAGUAUUUUAUGCUGUGUCAUGUUUUCCAUUAAUAGGUUUGACAGUUAAUUGUCUUUUAAAACUUUUUUAGUUGAAAGUACUCUGGUUUUACAUUUUUUGCAUCCUUCUCUUGUUUUCUGUGUGAAGUUGAUAGUCCAUAAGUCAAUGUUAAAUUUCUCUGUAAUGAUGAGGUCCAUGAAGGGGAUGUAUUAGUCACUUAUGAUUUUGGAGAAGAGGAUUAAUCCAUCAACAUAAUAAUGUACUUGCUACAGUUUGUUUCUGGCUGGAGCAGUUUUCCAUCCAGGUAUUCGUACCAACAAAUUCCUGUGCAUGGAAAGAACUUAAUUUACAGACAAACAAGAAGAAUGACAAAUCAACAAUUUACGGAUCAGAUCCUCAGAGUAAAACUAGCUCUUCUAAAAAUAUUCCUACUAUCAGAAUUUUCAGUUCUUUCUAGUCAGACUUCAGCUGCUUGACUUUGUAUCUGUUUGUAUCAUUCUUCUUUUAGCAGCUAUUGCGGUAUUCUCAGUGCAAAGUGCAAGAGAGUUAGUUUAGCCCCCUUUUAUAGCGCUUGUUUAAUAUAAAACUUAACUGCAGCUGCAGUCCCUGUUUUGUGAAAAUAAAUUCAUAUCUGAGUACAGCCUCUGACAAAGAUGUAUUUUUCAUAGAAGGGAUGCAACUAUGAUAUGUUCCUUAAUCUUAGCAUUCUCAGACAAUCUAGUCAAUAGGACUUUGUAUCUAUAUUGUGACUAAUUCUUGCUUAAAGCAACUUUAAACGGAUUUGGUAUGACCAUCGCUUCAUUUUCUAAAACAAUAAGUGCCUUCUGCUUUAUUCAGUCCGUGUUUUAAUUUGAUUCUGCAUCCAGAUUGUAGCCUUAGAAGCUUGAGUUAUUUGGGACAGACUGUUUCAUGAUAUACCUAAAUAGCACACAGCUGCACAAAAUUUGUGUGCUAACGCAAACUUUCAUGUUUUUUUUUUUUUUUUUUUUACAUCAUCUCAGGUAAAUUAGUUAACUUCUGUUUAAUCACUACAUCAUGAAGAGAUUCCUUAAGAACACAAAUUUUUGACAUGAAAGGAAAAAGACAAGCCCUUUUGGUGGUGAGUGAUACUGAACUACAUAUAUAUGAGGGAUACUACACUACAAAAAUAUUACAUGUAUUAUAUGUAAUAUAUCUCCUUGGAGAUACUUAAAACCUGACUGGACAAGGUCCUAAGCAGCCUGCUUGAGCUGACCCUGCUUUGAGCAAGGGCAUUGGACUAGAUGAUCUCCAGAGGUCCCUUCCGUUCUGUGAUUCUGUGUUGUAUAAAACAGUGACCUCUUGCACUGCAUCCACCCAAUUGCUCUUGGUUCCUUAAAUACUAGCAGUUGCUUAUUUCUGGGAUAGCUCUUGAUCAGGGUAAACAUUAUAUAGGAAAGAGGUGAUGCAGAUCUUCGGUUUUCUUUUUAAUAUAGGUUAAAUAUAGGGGUGAGUUAACAAAUUCCUGAGUUUCACUUGCCACAGAAUGGAGAAGGGUUCAUCUUAUCUAUAUUGGGCUGAUGCUGUUUAUUCAAAAAAGAAAAAAUAGAGGAGGGGAAGGAGUAAUAAAGAUGCUUUUAGGGAAAGUAUUUAUACAUAUCUUUUCAUUAUAUAUACCAAAAGUAAUUUGAUGUAGAAAACAUUUUUAACAUAGUAAGUUUCUCUGACUGUGUAAGUGUGUACAUGUAUUAGGGAUAGGAACUGGAUAGACAACCAAGUUCAGUUAGGAAUGCUCAUACUAUAUGGCUCUGAUCAGUAUUAAGUUUAGUCAUUGUGAUUAAAGUUACUACAGAGACAGCGACCAAGGUAUAGAAACAGGAUUGCAAAGGCAUAUACAUAAGAGACUAUUAACAAAGAGGAAUUUAUGUAACGGAUCUCACCAUAAUGUUAGAUGGUAAAGAGAAGUAGAAAGUGUUAUAUUGGAGGAGUAAAAUCUCCUUAAACUUAAUUUGUUUCUGAAGAUUCAUAUGAUAGUUAAAACAACUGGGAAUUUUAAAUGUUUCAGGUGCCUCCUAAGAUGACUAAGUUUAAGAAGUUGAGUUUUAAUUUUUUUUUUUUUUUAAGCCUACAGUUGCGAUGCCAUGGCUGGUGAGCCAGACAGCUAAACCAGAUAAAUAAACAGAUAAACCCCAACUAGAUAAGCUAGAUAGAAAAUACUCUACAAGAAGCCUAGUUCUUUUGCUGCUCCCAGGUACUUAAAAAUCUGUAAUUCUCACUAGUGAAAAAGCUGAGAUCUUAUGGUGCAUCCUUGCAUUCUCAUCUUACUAUAGAGCGCUGUCUCUCUCUGAUCCCUUGGGAACCUGGAAAUUCCUAAAACCAAACCAACAAAGGAAGCAGAAAAGUUAUCUAUUUCCCAGUUGCUGAGAGUUGGUUGUUUACUAAUUUCUAGUGCCAGCUUCCUUCACAUUUGUCUUCCUUCAUUAAUUCUUCUUUGCUAUGCAGCUUUCCUUUGCAAGCAACAUGAGACAGACAUUUUUUGAAUUUCCAACAUGACCCCGAGGUGUUUUAACAGCAGCAGGAAGGGAGACCCCAUUCUUUAUUUUUGCCUACUGCUUGCUAGCAAUUAGCAAAAUUGCUUGAGCCAUCUCUGUAAAAACUCUCCCCUGCUAGAGUCUGCAACCUUCAUUUGGCAAUCUGCAUGCUAACCUUCCUAACCUCACAACUUUCACAUGGCUCAUUGUUCACUAGGAAAUUGCCACUUAACUACUUCCGAAGCUUUUUAAUCUUCAGAUUUCAUAUGAUACAGCCUAAGACCAUUUUAGUGUAGAAUUGAGCCCUGUGUGAGAUGCACCUUUAUUAUUAUUAUUUUUUAAAUAAAAACAUGAGCUGGAAAUAAUACACUGUGACAAUACAGAAAUUAAGGAAGAAAUCUCAACCAUCAUUAAAUGAGUGGCAUACAGUUAAAUUAAUGCAUUAGUUUGGGUGUAGUGAUUGUUUAAAAUGAAUAUUCUAUGUUAGGCUCCAAUACAUUUUUACAGUAAACAGUCAGAAUUUGCAUGUAGUUUUAUGUGAUCCGGUACCCCAGUCCUGUCUAAGAGUCAGUAUAUUUAGGGUAGUGCUGUAUUUUCCUGUUUGCCCCACUGGUAGGCUUAUUGUAUUAUAGUGGUAACUAGAAUAUAUGGAAAAAAAUAAAAUUGUGUCUAGGGAAAAGAAGAUGAAUGUUUAUUUUACCAGUCAGUGGGAUUUUAUAUUAACUCUAACACUUACAUUAUAGAGAGAACCUAAGGUAACCCUACGGUAAUGGAAGAUUUAAAAUGGUAUUAGGUCGCCUUUUUGCAAGUUGAUAUAAUGAGCUUGUUUAGCAUCAGAACUUGUUGCUCAUAGUUUAUUCUAAGUAGUCUUAAAGGUUAAAGCCUUGGCAAAUUCUCAUGCUGUUAUUAAUCAAGUGUCAUGUCUUAAAGUAUGUACUGUUUUAUUAGAACUUGCAAGAAUUGUUAGUUUUCUAACUUGCUGCCUCUUUAAAACAUUCACUAUUGUGAAAGCUUAUAUGUAAUAGUAGUAUUUUAGAAAAAAAAUCUAAAAAUAAACAUCAAGCUGAAGACAAGAAAGUGGCUCUGUAAAAUAUUUUUUUGUUAAACAGUUCCUACUGGAACUUACUGUUCGUUUAGCAUAUAUUGAAACAUGGUGCUACUUCAUAAACAAAUUAAUCUGAAGAUAAAAAUCUUGCCAUAAAAAUAAAGUCUAGUCUUUCAACAAGUUGAAACGCGUUGUUUCACAAGUAACCAACUUAAUUGGAAAGCACGAUUUGAAGACAGUGCUACUUAGGAAACUGAGAACAUGUUUUUAAAACAAACUGGCUGUGCUUCUGUGGUCUGGUACAGCAGUGUGGAGAAUUGGGCAUUUUGUCUUAAAGCACAAUAGGAGAAGGGGCCAAUUUAAGCACCUCAGAUGAAUGGUUAUAGAUUUGCACUCUAAAAAAAGCAAGCAUUCAUUCUUCAGACUUUUCCAUCCUACUUUAAAUAACAAACGCUUUACAAAAAAAAUCAGUUAGACUUGUUUUAUGAAUUACUGUGAUGAAAGUUUGUGUUUAGUUAGAUGGGAGUACAGCAGUCAGUAUUCCUGAAAAAACUGCUAGUGAAUGCACGAUAAAAACGUGACCUAUUGUUUUUUCUAUCAUACCUGUUUGUGUUGCUGUAGUGCAAUGGUAGUCAAUCUUUGGAGAGAUGUUUCUUGUGCCAGUCUAUAGUGUUGUCUUUCACUAGGGGGAAACAAACAAGCAAAGAAACAAGUAAAGCCAGCUUGUGGGCAGUUUCUUCUUGUCACACUGUGCUGAGACAGCUGCAUACUAGUAGAAAUUUCUGUUUACCACAAUAUAAAAGCAAUAAUGUAAACUGUAAUGUCUGUGUACUGGAAGGAGAUGUUUACAAUGGUAGCGAAUAAAGAAUGAGUUAUUCCAAAAUAUUGUCAACACAA
Dromaius novaehollandiae (emu) is the source of this 5765-nucleotide messenger RNA. It is a transcript of the gene ELMOD2, whose product is annotated as ELMO domain containing 2. The record is from RefSeq and is a predicted model, not a curated record. Bases 16 to 1056 code for a protein of 346 amino acids. The transcript is spliced from 9 exons. Gene Ontology annotation, cellular component: membrane. Gene Ontology annotation, molecular function: GTPase activator activity. Lineage: Eukaryota; Metazoa; Chordata; Aves; Casuariiformes; Dromaiidae.